AUGAUGUACUCGUGUCUGUGUGAUUGCAAAUCACACCUCUGUUCCCUUUUCGCCUGCUACUGGCGUAUUGCAGGGUUCAGUGCUCAGCCCUCACUUGUACUCUUUGUACAUCAACUCUCUGCCUGCUCUUCUUCGUUCUGCUGUCAGUCGCGGUACUAUG
Molecule: messenger RNA, 160 nt
Organism: Mucor velutinosus
Lineage: Eukaryota; Fungi; Mucoromycota; Mucoromycetes; Mucorales; Mucoraceae
Exons: 1
Source: RefSeq, a predicted model, not a curated record